This is a messenger RNA of Anguilla anguilla (European eel), 2195 nucleotides long. RefSeq lists its product as uncharacterized. The record is from RefSeq and is a predicted model, not a curated record. NCBI's taxonomy places the organism in Eukaryota, Metazoa, Chordata, Actinopteri, Anguilliformes, Anguillidae. The coding region runs from base 264 to 902 and encodes 212 amino acids. The transcript is spliced from 6 exons.
UUGGCAUUUUUGUACGUUGAAAACGUGUUUUUUAUGAGAUAUAUAAAACUCCGCCCUUCGAACAUUCAGUUCAGCCAGUAAGUAAGGAAAUGCGGUCCAAAAGAGAAACUGAAACUUAACGGUCAUUUUAAUAACGGAGGAGAAAGAAUCCCCAGGAAAAAAGGAAUUAAAUUAAAUGUAAAAAACGGAGUAAACAGUCUGUUGUGGAGUGGAACUGAGGUCUGCCAAUUUGGGUCAGAACCCACUUGUGAAUCUGAUCUGGUAUGUUCAGGUGUCCUGAGACAGGGGGCGCUAUUUCUAAAAUGACUUCCUCAGAGGAGAACGAGACUGACGAUGGAACCCACGGCCCUGCGAGAAAGAGGGUCCGGGUAAAGAGGGCAGGGUCACCUGUACCCAGCUGUCUGCCUAUGAAGAGUGACCCUUCAAUGCAUCAUCCAAUGUACUUCAGUGGAGAGUUCACAGGUGAUCAAAGGGUCCAGGUAGGUUGGGCUGAGUCACCUGUACCCAGCUGUCUGUCUAUGAAGAGUGACCCUUCAAUGCAUCAUCCAAUGUACUUCAGUGGAGAGUUCACAGGUGAUCAAAGGAUUCACUGCUCACUGGAUUUAAGUCGUUCAAAUGAGAUGAGUUCAGACAAACUGUUCUCCACAAAACAGGGCUCUCCGGUCCAGAGAGGAGCAGUUCCCGUACCAGACGGCGAUGUUCCCCAGCAGGAUUCACUCAAUGGUUGCAGAGUAGAAGGUUUUCAGGAUCUUCUUGGAGACUCUGAACGUCCUCAGCUGUCUGAGGUGAUACAAGCUCUGCCUUGCCUUUCUCACCACAGUGUCGGUGUGCAGUGUCCAUGUCAGGUCCUCUGUGAUGUGGACACCGAGGUACUUGAAAUUUCUCACCCUCUCUACCGGUGACCCAUUGAUCUGUAGAGGGGUGUCGGUCCUCAGCUGUUUCUUCUUACAGAAGUCCACCACCAUCUCCUUGGUUUUGCUGACGUUCAGGAAGAGACGGUUGUCCUGGCACCACAGUGACAGGUCUGCCACCUCCUGGAGAUAGGCUUUCUCGUCGUCGUUGGUGAUCGGGCCUACCACCACUGUGUCGUCAGCAAACUUGAUGAUGGUGUUGGACUCAAACCUGGCCUCACAGUCAUGUGUGUACAGGGAGUACAGCAGAGGGCUCAACACACACCCCUGGGGGGCUCCAGUGCUGAGGGUGAGGGGGUUUGAGGUGUGCUUACCCACUCUAACCAGCUGAGGUCUGGCAGUCAGGAAAUCCAGUAUCCAGGCACAAACGGAGAUGUUCAGUCCCAGGUCAGUCAGUUUAGCAGCCAGUCUGGAGGGGACUGCGGUAUUGAAAGCUGAGCUGAAAUCAAUGAACGGCAAUCUUACAUAGCCCCCCCUCUGUUGUCGAGGUGAGAGAGUGGCAUGCAGAACCUGACAGACCACAUCGUCCGUGGAUCUGUUGGGGCGGUAAGCAAACUGCAGAGGGUCCAAGGUGCUGGGAAGAGAGGAGCAGAUGUAGUCCUUGACUAGCCUCUCAAAGCACUUCAUCACCACCGAGGUGAGUGCUACCGGGCGGUAGUCAUUCAGGCAGGCUGGGGAAGCGUUCUUGGGUACAGGGACAAUGGUGGACCUCUUGAAGCAUGUGGGGACAAUGGACUGGGCCAGGGAGAGGUUGAUUAUGGUGGUGAACACAGGAGCCAGGAGAUCAGCGCAGGUCUUGAGGACUCGUCCGAGAUUCCGUCUGGCCCUGCUGCUUUCCUGGUGUCCACCCGUUUCAAGGCUCCCCUCACAUAGUGCUCUGACAGGACAAGUGAGCUUGCAGCUCCAGGGGGGGAACUCGUGUUAUACACGCUAACUGCGCUAGCCGCCGGGCUAAUGUUAGCAUCGUUAGCCUUGAAACGUGCAUAAAAAGAGUUCAGCUCCACUCUGUCCUUGUAGUGAUGCUUCGCAUCCUUGAUUGCUCACCUCAGCCUGUAGGACACCGCCUUGUACUCCGUCAUGUCCCCAGACACCAGUCCCGCGUUAUAGGCAGUGGUGCGUGCGUUCAGAGCAACGUGGAUGGAUCUGUCAGCCCACGGUUUCUGGUUAGGAAAACACUUAACUUUCACCAUAGGGAUACCACCACCGUUGUAAUGAAGCCGGUCACCACUUCCGUAAACACGUUGACGUCAUCAGAGGUGGACUGGAACCUGUCCCAGUCGACGU